GUUGGGCUUUAUCUCCUAAAAACUCGCCUGUGGCCAAGAAACCAUUUCUCCACUUCCGUCCCCGCUGCCGUUUUAGAUCCUACGAAAAUAUCUCAGAGAGAUGAGGCCAGGGAUAGCUGGGCCUUGGAGUUUCCGGUUCUUCAAGACCUCCGAGUAGAAGAAGCAUAACCCCUGAUGGUUAAAGUUGGUGCCAACUAAAAGACUCUAUGAGGAGAGGUUGACCCCCGCGCCCUCAUGGCUGCAGUUUUGGGCUUGUCUCUUCAUCUUCCCCACUCUCUGCGUCCUUCCCGUCGAUUCUAUGCAGGAAGGAGAAGCAACUCGUCUUUUUCUUUCGAUUGCAGUUCUCUAAGACGAUAUCAAUCCAUAAGUAAAACUUCAGUUCGAGCUUUUUCAUGCAAGGCUUCUCCUGGUGAAUCCUGGAAAAUAUUCGCCAAGGUAUCUGAGACAACUGAUGCAGAAUCAACAGAUAACGUAAAUGGUGAUGGUAAAGAUCCCUCUGAACAAACAAAGACGCCUUUUGGAUACACUAGGAAAGAUGUCUUGCUGAUAGGUGUGGGCAUCACAGUUGCUGGUGUUGCUUUGAAAAGUGGAUUGGAGUUUGUUGGAGUAGACUCUUUACAAGCAGGCAAUGUUGUUCAGUUGGUGGUUGUUCUGGGUUUGACUGUUGGGUGGAUUUCGACAUACAUGUUCAGAGUAUCUAACAAAGAAAUGACAUAUGCUCAGCAGCUACGUGACUAUGAAAAUAAAGUCAUGCAGAAACGAUUAGAAGGAUUAACGGACGCUGAGCUAGAGGAGUUGCUAGCACAAGUGGAGGAGGAGCGGCUGUCUGGCACUGAGCAGAACAAAUGAUCUCUUUCUGUUGUUCGAAGUUGCAACUUCACUUGUCAUUGCCAUCUGUAGAUCUGCAUAUAUGCCAUUAGACUAUGAAUGUCAACUGUGGCAAUUUUGUGCCUUCAAAUUUAUUGGUGGUUGCCUAUGGGGUGACUCGAUAGCUUGUGUCAAAGAAUCAAGAAUACAUACUUACA
Messenger RNA from Nymphaea colorata (pocket water lily), 1025 nucleotides. RefSeq lists its product as uncharacterized. Lineage: Eukaryota; Viridiplantae; Streptophyta; Magnoliopsida; Nymphaeales; Nymphaeaceae. The coding region runs from base 235 to 849 and encodes 204 amino acids. The record is from RefSeq and is a predicted model, not a curated record. The transcript has 5 exons.